This is a messenger RNA of Prinia subflava (tawny-flanked prinia), 1986 nucleotides long. RefSeq names its product GTP binding protein 6 (putative) (gene GTPBP6). Gene Ontology annotation, cellular component: cytoplasm. The transcript has 10 exons. The record is from RefSeq and is a predicted model, not a curated record. Gene Ontology annotation, molecular function: ribosome binding; GTP binding. The coding region runs from base 87 to 1646 and encodes 519 amino acids. Lineage: Eukaryota; Metazoa; Chordata; Aves; Passeriformes; Cisticolidae.
GGGCGGCGGCGGCGGCGCUUCCGCAGCGGCCGGAAAGACGCGGCCGGUGACGGUCCGUGCCCGCCGCCGCGGGCCCGGCGGUGCCGAUGGGGCCCGGCCGCCUCUGCUGGUCGCUGUUGCUGCGCUGCCGGCGGGCGGCGGCGGCUCUGGGCGCGCCUCGGUGUCCCCCGCUGCCCGCCCGCCCGCUCAGCGCCGCCGCUCCGCUCCGGGCCCCCCUGCGCCCGCCGGGCGCGGGCGGCCGAGCGCCGUGGGACGGGGCGGCGGGCGCCGGCGGGGAUGAAGAAGAAGAAGGAGAGGAGGAUGAGGCGGCGCUGGAGGAGCUGCUGGGCCCGUCUCCGCUGGCCCCGGGGCCCGGCGCCCAGCGCGUUGCCAUCGUGCACCCCGCGGUCAAGUGGGGCCCGCAGAAGUCGCCGCUCACCACGGCUGAAUUACAGAUUGCCGAAGCCGCUGCUCUUGUAGAUACUCUUCAGAACUGGACAAUUCUAGAUAAAAUAAUUAUUCCUACAAAAAAUCGCAGCAAGAAGUUUGUUUUUGGCAAAGGAAACUUUCAGGUUUUGACAGAAAAGAUUAAAAAAUUGCCCCAUGUGACAGCUGUCUUCUUGAAUAUGGAAAGAAUAUCUUCACUAACAAAGAAAGAACUAGAAGGUGCCUGGGGCGUGCAAGUCUUUGACAGAUACACGGUGGUACUUCACAUUUUUCGCUGUAAUGCCCAAACAAAAGAAGCAAAACUACAGGUAGCAUUGGCUGAAAUUCCACUUCUCAGGUCAAAUCUGAAAAAUGAAGCGUCUCAGCGAGAUCAGCAGAGAGGUGGUUCAAGAUACAUCAUGGGCUCAGGUGAAACAUUUCUAGAAACACAGAAUCGUGUCUUGAAAGAAAGAGAACUUAAAAUUAGGAAUGCCCUGGAGAAACUAAGGAGAAAAAGGGCUUUACUUCGAACUCGGCGCAGAAAAUGCGAGUUCCCGAUGGUCUCAGUCAUGGGCUAUACCAACUGUGGAAAAACUACUUUGAUCAAAGCCUUGACUGGGGAAGCAGGAAUUCAACCCAAGGAUCAGUUGUUUGCCACUCUGGAUAUUACAGCCCAUGCUGGCUACCUGCCCUCACAUAUGGCAGUUAUUUAUGUUGACACCAUUGGGUUUCUGACUGAUCUUCCACAUAAUCUGGUUGAGUCCUUUUCAGCUACACUAGAAGAAGUGGCUUACUCAGAUCUGAUAGUUCAUGUGAGGGAUAUUACUCAUCCAGAAACCAUGCUCCAGAAAGCAACUGUUCUGUCAGUUCUGAGGAAUCUUAAUCUUCCAAGCCAUUUGCUGGACUCAGUGGUAGAAGUUCAUAACAAAGUGGAUUUGGUAGAAAGGUAUAAACCUGCUGAAGAAAAUGCUUUAGCUGUUUCUGCUCUGCAUGGGCAUGGUUUAGAAGAACUGAAACAAGAAAUAGAGAAAAAAAUACUGACAGCAACAGGGAAGAAGAUUCUAACAGUUAACAUCAACUUAGAGGGACCUCAGCUAAGUUGGCUCUAUAAAGAAGCAACAGUUCAGGAAGUAGAGGUCAUGCCUGAAGAUGGCACAGCCAGGGUGAAGGUGAUAAUCAGCAGCUCUGCUUUUGGCAGAUACAAAAACCUCUUUCCCAACAGUAAGAUUUUCAUGUCAUGAAACUGCAUCCUGUUCCAGGAGAAGAAGCUGAUCUCCUCAGGAGGAUGUGAAAUUAAGUGAAUGACCUGUUAGACUCACUGCUGAAUAGUUUAUUUUUCUUCCCCACUUGAUGUUUUUGGAAUGGACGCUGUUUCAGAACACUCCUAUAUGGAAACAAUAAGAGCUUUGAGCUUAAUUUUGUCAGCAAGUACCAGGACAGCACUAAAUUUUUUAUGUUAAACCUGUUGCUAGCUAUGAGCUGAGGACCUCAAACACAGGGAAUGACGUUUGAUGUAACCUUCAGAAAAGUACCAAGUUUCUUAUAUCAUAUAAAUAAAGCUUUUUAUUGCCUUUUUCAGAA